AUGGGCCAGAGUAGUGCGGUGCUAGAUUCUGUCCAAAGAGGAAGAGAAGUAGUGAAGAUUAGUGUUAGUAGAUAUGAAGAUUUCUUUUCCCCUCUAAUACCCAACAGGAAAGAGGUUGAUUGCAGUGAAGAGGCUAGAGAAGUUAGUGGAAAGUUCCAAGCAGAAACGAGAGUCAUUGGAAAAGCACACCAUAGUUAUUUAGUUCGUUUGUUGGGUUUCUGUGAGGAGGGUUCUAUAAGACUUCUGGUGUAUGAAUACAUGUCCAAUGGCUCCCUUGGAAACCUUAUCUUUGUGGCUCAAGCAAAACUUCUCAUGCCCGAUCAAACUAGAACCGUGACAGUGGUCAGGGGGACAAGAGGGUAUCUGGCCCCUGAAUGGAACAAGAAUGUCCCCAUAUCUGUCAAGGCUGAUGUUUAUAGCUACGGAAUAGUGUUGGAAAUUUUAUGUUGCAGAAGAAGCAUGGAAGUUUAUGCCUCCGAACCUGAGGCGGUUCUUCUCUCCGGAUGGGCUUAUAAGUGUUUUAUUACCGGAAAACUUAAUAAGCUUUGUACUUGGGAAGUCGUGAAUGAUAAAACUGCAGUGGAAAGUAUGGUUAAAGUGGCACUUUGGUGUAUCCAAGAUGAACCUUAUCUGCGUCCAACAAUGAAGAGUGUGGUGUUGAUGUUAGAAGGGGUCACAGACAUAGCAAUUCCUCCUUCUCCCGCUUCUGAUUCUACUUGA
Messenger RNA from Sphenostylis stenocarpa, 720 nucleotides. Lineage: Eukaryota; Viridiplantae; Streptophyta; Magnoliopsida; Fabales; Fabaceae. The record is from the annotation of a GenBank genome assembly.